Molecule: messenger RNA, 2298 nt
Organism: Bactrocera tryoni
Lineage: Eukaryota; Metazoa; Arthropoda; Insecta; Diptera; Tephritidae
Product: solute carrier organic anion transporter family member 4A1-like
Exons: 3
Coding region: 21-413 (130 amino acids)
Biological process (GO): transmembrane transport; sodium-independent organic anion transport
Cellular component (GO): membrane
Source: RefSeq, a predicted model, not a curated record
GGUAUUGUUUUCAAGUGCACAUGUUGUGUGACCUUGGAUUUGUUUUAAUGUGUGUGCGCGACGAUCAGCGUUCGUUUGCACUCGGUAUACAGUGGAUAAAAGUGCGGCUUUUCGGCACUAUACCAGCGCCAAUGAUUUUCGGCAAGCUCAUUGAUGAUUCAUGCAUUCUUUGGCAGGAGACUUGCGAUGAAGAUGGCAGCGGUGUGGGGGCUUGCUUGGUCUACGACAACUACAACAUGAGCAAGUAUAUGUGGCUGCUAGCACUGGUUGGCAAAACGCUGUCUGUUAUAUUUUUCUUUGGCGCACUGUGGUUUUACAUACCACCAAAAAAGUCAGCAAUUAACAGCGAUAACUCACAGACUGUAAACAACAGUGCCGACAUAACGAAAGUGGCCACGGUCGAGGCCAAAUGAAUGAAAAAUAGUUGAACACAUCCCCAUGCUUACAUACUCGUGUGCAUAUGCGAGCGCAUACAUACAAGUUCGUUUAUUUAUACAUAUAAGUGUGUGUGCUCGUGUUUAGAAGGAAUACUCAAAACAAAAACGUAAAAGCAGUUUCUACUCGCAUUCUGCCCGCUCACCGAAUCUGGAAAUGUAAACAAAAACGAAAGCGCAUCAAAACAGUUCGGUGGUUCGCCAUUUCGGCAUAAGCAAACACACACACUCGCUUUACACGUGCAGUCGACUUAUAUGUAUGUGCUGUCAGCUGAUUACAGUCACGGCUAUCAUAAAGGCUUCGGUAUUUAUAUAUUUUAGUAUGUACUCUUUAGAUUUCCUAUAAUGUUAAGAGCAAGCGUAACUGUAACAGUAGUUUUCUAAUAUUUGUAUAAUCAAUAAAUAUUUGUGGAAAAUAAUUAUGUAAUUGUUUAUCAAUUUGAAACUUGUACUGUGAAUGUGUUAAAAAAACAUUGAGACCAACAGCUGUGUCUAAGUAUGUAUAAAGUUUUAAACAAAAAACUCUCCCAACAGUUGAAAACAUAGAAGACCUUGUCCUCAGCAGUAAAGGAAAUUCGUCCUUACUCUCAAUCUUACAACAUACCGACUAGGUUAGGUUGAUGACCCCUCAACAAAGCAGGGUUCACACUUAAGACUAUUAUGUAUAGCCCUUUAUGAGUAUAUUAUGGUUAUUUUCUCGAUGUUGGAUUUCCACUAGACCUUCCUAUCUAGGAUUAGUUCUAGGUGCUGAACACUGCCAGUAGGCCGUACACACGUUUCACCCAUCUCCCAUCGUAAAUGAGAACCUUGGUUUUUGUACUUCCUAGAGAAUAAAACCAGUUCGUUCUUGCUAAGGUUAAUGGAGAGGCCAUUUUCAGCAGCCCAGUUUCUCACGAUGAUAAGGCAGCCCUUUGUUAGCUAGUACACGGUAUUGAGAAAUUUUUCUUCAAAAAUAAGAUUUACGCCGUCCAGGUAGGCAAUCACCCAGCGACCGACUUCCUCAAGUCUUUCCAGAAAAUCUUUGACGAACCAUGAUCCAGAAAAGUUGCAAGAGAACUUCUCAUGGACACCCUACAUUUUACGUGGUUCGCGUACUACCCCAUUGCGCCGCGAUCGUUCUAUCGCAUAUAAAUUUGAAGAUGAGAUGCUUAAAGUUCUAUUCAAGACCAAAUUUAUUCAAAGCUCUCAUGAAUGCUUAAUACGUUUUUGAAUGUCCCCUCGACAUCGAGGAAGGUCCCCACUGCAAACUCUUUGUUCAUUAUGGUCCUAUCGUACCAAGUGACAAGCGUAUGCAAGAGGUCACUGACAUGUCUUUGUAAUAUUCAUGCUAUGCACUUCAAAGUCGAUUUUUUUCAAAUUCUUCCUCUUACAUAAGGACAGAUCAAUCAGACUCUCUUUUAACUUUUCCAUAGGAAAUAGGAGAGACUAAUGGGUCUAUAAUCCUCGGCCGAUAUAUGCGAUCUCUUGCCGGAUUUCAGGAUGAACGAAACCCAAACCUCUCUAUGCUAGAGGAAUGUAUCCAAUCUAGUGCACUUCACAAACAUAUUGACAACAGAAUAAUAUAAUAAAAAGUUAUGAUAGUUAAUCGUUUCGCAAAAAAUAUGUCUCUCUAUUAAAACUGUAUUGGUAGACUCUCCGUAGCACCCCUUUUCUAGGUGACAGAAAACCAUUAUUACAGAAACAGUAUGUUGAGAAGCUAUUGUUGUUGCAGUGAAAAUCUAGAGCCUGAUUGGGGGACAGCGCUAAAUUAAACUCAAGUCACUAAACGUAAGGUCCAGAAAACGAAUUGUUUUCAAGAGGUGGAAACGAACGGACGGCGACGAAUAAGGAAAGCGGUCAUAGUUGGUUCUGUGAGACGUGCAAA